UAAUUAAAAAAAAAAAAGCAAAGCUCCCUGAUAACCAAAGAAUUUGCUCCCACCCACGCGCCUGUGUCUCCAUCAUUACUCACUGCCUCUCUGCCUUCUCUCUAUCUCUCUCUACUUUCUCUCUCUACUUUGGUCUCAUUAUAUAAACUCGUGUCCCCCUGCGCUCCCUCGUCACAACGAACUCGCUCAUUUGCGUCUGUUCUUUUAACAAUCUCUCUGCAAGAAGAGAAUCCAAACCUAAAAAGCACGGCCUAAACCGCUCGGGGAGCCGGGUUUUUUUUUUUUUUUUGAAAAAAACAUAUUCAUUUUCAUGGAAGAUUUAAGCAGCAAGAAGCGAGUUAGGGAUGACUCAGCCGAGUCGGAUCUGGACUCGCCCGAGGUGAAGAGACUCAGAGAUGAUUUAUUAGAUUUUCUUGAGGACUCUGAUUCUUUGCCUGUUAAUUUAGAUCUCGCAUCUGUGAUGAAGAGUUUCGAAGAGGAGAUAUCGCCGACGGGAUCGACUUCGUCGGCGUUGCUGCCAGUGGUGGAUCUGACAUCAGAAUCUGGUGAGUCUCAACUGGAUCUUGGUUACCUUCUUGAGGCUUCCGACGAUGAGCUUGGUUUACCUCCUCCUACGGCUACUACAACUGGUGGUGAAGAGGUACGGAGCGAGGUGACUGAGUUGGUGCGAGUCGACCCUGACUCGUCAGGAAUCGGUGACUUGUGGGUGUUUGAGGAUCAGAACCCAAACUUCGACUCUUUCGAGUUUGGAAUCGGAGAUAAUUACAAUGGUGACCAUGUGGCGUAUGAUGGAUUAUUCGAGUACUCUGAUGUUUACUACGAUUGCUCCGAGCUUUCUGGUUCGUUAUGGCGGCCGGAAACUCUGUCGGCGGAGUAAUAUUCGAAACGUAAAACGAAAAAAGAAAAGAAAAAAAAUUAACUCAAAAGAAACCAAAUAUACUUCGGUUUCAAAUGGAACACAAGGCAUAGCCGAUCUGUAAAUAUUUUUUUUACCUUUUUUGGGUUUAUCUUAGUUAUUUUUUUAUUAAAAAAAUUACAAGUAGGAAUAGAAAUUUGAAAUGAAAAAAUCCUGAGGGGACUUAAAAAUGGAAAAAUUCAAUUGUUUGAUGGCUCCUUUGUACGAACCUGUUCUGUCCUGACCAAAAAAGAAACGAAAAAUGGUGGUGGCAGAAGCCUUUUCUUUUGUCCAGAUCUGAAUCGGAUACCACUUGCUAAUAUAAGCGUUUGAUGUCGAAGUUAACUAAUAUUAAUAGUGUGAAAGGAAUCCCAGGAAAUAUUGUUCGUCUAAAGUGGACAAAGCGAUGGAGUUUAGUUUAAAGAACCAAAAGCAGACAACUAAUAUUCAAUGAGCCAAACCAAAGCUAAAAAACUAACGUCGGUGCCAGAGGUUACGAGGAAAAUUUUUGUCCGCUUUUACCUAUUGUUAUAUCUUAUUGAAA
Molecule: messenger RNA, 1439 nt
Organism: Durio zibethinus
Lineage: Eukaryota; Viridiplantae; Streptophyta; Magnoliopsida; Malvales; Malvaceae
Source: RefSeq, a predicted model, not a curated record